AGAGAGACGGGAGGUCUGCAAUGGGGUUUCUUUAUAGACAUUUACAAACAGAUGAUAAAAUAAUCUCUAAUUCAGUGCUAUAACCAAUUGGAAUUAAUACAUUUAAUCCAUAUAUAAUAUUAUAAAAGACUUUUGGAUGCUAUCCCAUCUCUCAUCAUUAUGCUGACAAAAAGGGGAAUUUCUCUUGCAAUCUGUGAUGCUUCCUGUUUUGUGAAAACAUACUCAACCUAAACAGCAGCUCUAAUUCACUUUGAGAGAAAGCUGAAAUAAACUCUCUUCUGUUUGCUGUUUGUUUAAAACGAGUGAUUCCCCAAAGGUUGGAGAUUCAGCUGCUCCAUGUCAAUCACUCGUUGUGACAACAAACCUCUGCCCCUCUCACACCAGACAUGCAUCAAAGUAGGUUCAGCAACUUUUCUCUGUUUAUGGAUAUGAUGAGAAACACAUGGGCAAGUGACACAAGUUUUUCCAUUAUGUACACAAUUUUUUUCUCUUUUUGGAAAUUUUAUGACAGUCUUUAGAAAAGGCUUUUAUACUGUAAUACUGAGGAAAUAUUUUCAACUCUAAUAUUUCUAUAAUCAUUUGUUCAAACUUUGAACAAAGUUUGAACAAAUGAUGUCUUUUCAUCAGGAAAUUUAUGAACUGAAGCUAUUGAGACGUUCCCUGACUGAAACAUGAAAAAUGGGAAACAAAUCAUCACAAGAGGACCAGCAGUGCUUGUUAAAUGGCAAUGAAGGCGAUGAUGAAAUUCUGCCUGUUUUUGAGGAACUUAAGCUUGUGUUAAUUGGAAGUCAAGGUGUUGGAAAAAACUCCAUUGGUAAUGCCAUCCUUAGGAAAAAAGUCUUCACAUUCUGGAGGGGUCGUAAACAUGCCGACAUUAAAGAGACUCGUACAGUAUCACAAAGACGGAUCCAUUUAACUCGCACCCCAGGCUGGAAAGAAGACUGGAAUAAUCCAGAGAAAACCAAAAAUGACAUUUUUCACUGUGUGAAGUCCUUAUUUAUCACCAAACCUCACGCAGUGCUCUUGACUCUUAAAGUGAACUCGAAAUUGUCAGAGUUGACCAUCAGCACACUAGAGAAUCUUCUUACUGCUCAGCUGUGGGAUCAUACUAUAGUGCUCUUCACACAUAGAAAAAAACUGGACUGUACCAUUGAGGAUUAUAUCAUACACCAGCAUCUUCAACCUUUAAUUGACAAAUGUGGACAAAGAUAUUUUGUGAUCCAAAAAAACUACAGCCAGAUUACUGACACAAUUGAAGAGCUCAUUGCUAAGAAGAAUGUACCCGGUUGUUUUAAACCUCAUGAUCAGAUAAAGGAUGAUAAUAUAAUAUUGUCAGACUUAAAAGUCCUUGUCACGAGAAUUAAAUCUAAAAUCAGUUCUAUAUUAACAUACAAGGACAAUUUUAAAAAUUCACGAAAUAAACGCUCAAAUAAAGCGCUACUUGAUUCAAAGGAUAAAGAGAUCGAGAGACUGAAUACCAUUGUUGAAGAAAAAGAGAGGGAGAUAAGGAGGCUACAAUCAAGAACUCAAGAUAGACCUGAACUAUCUGCCCUACGCAGAAGAAUUGCUGAACUGGAAGGUGAACUAAAGGAAAUGAAACACGAGAAUGUAACACUGAAGAAGGAGAAUGAAGAAUUGAAAAAAGAGUUACAAAUACAUCAACAUGCAGGCUAUCGUAAUAAACUCUGUCAAGAUGUCAAACGGAAAUCCAUGACAAGGAACACACAAACGCAGUUACAUAUGCAGUUGCAUGAUCUUUCUUCAAAAGGCUCAGCUCUAAACAACUGGAGUGAGACUCUUCUUAAGAUCUUGGAAAUGCUGAAGGAUUAUGAAGUGAAGAAAUUGAAAUUCUUCUUAAAUAACGAUGAAGAAUUCACAAUAUCCAUUGACUCAAUAGUGGACAGCGUUGAUCUAGCAAAUGCAAUUAAAAAUCAGUGGGAUAAACAACGGGCAGUACUGAAAUUACAACACUUCAUCAAGAAAAUCCCUCGAAAUGAUGAUAAAAUGAUACAGCUGUUUACACCUUUCUUGAAGGAAAUUGGUAAAACAUGGUGAUCAUCAGCUAUUCUGCAGUCAUCAUUUCUUUCUUAAAGAGGACUGCUUCAUUUUAAUGAGAUAUUUCUUCUCCAUAUCAGGGAAGUCUCACACGUCUUUAUUGAAAUUAGGCACUGGAAUAUUUUUAUCUUCAAGAACCCAGAGAACCAUGAAACAUGUCUAAUGAUUAGUUCCUACCCAGGGAACAGGGAACGUUCUUAGAACAUUCUGACAAGGUUCUCUCAAAGUUAUGAACAUUCUUCUAAUAACGUUAAUAGAAUGUUUGUUCAAAGUUGUCUUGUCUUUAAUUAUGUUCUCAAAAUGCUAGAACACAAAUAACAUUUUAUUUAAACAUUGUUCAUGGAAUGUUUUUUCUUAAAGAAUUUAGUUGGAUGUUCAUCUGCCAUUUUUUAAGAUGUUAUUUCAGCAUGUUCAGUGAACAUUCAAAAAUAAUAUUACAAUGUUUGCAAAAAAUUCUGUUAACAUUUGUUUUUGAAAACAAAAACAAAUUUGAAAACAUUCUUUUUCACAAACAACCACGUGACUGCUUCGUAUUCUGAUUCAAAUAACAUGAACCCUUGCGCAGGUAUCAAGUGUCAUUCGCUUUUUUUUUUUAUAAGAAUAAAUCAAUACGAAUAAAUAUUUACAUGUGUAGUUUUGUGCAUGUUCAGUUAUUUAUUCCCAGUUC
Molecule: messenger RNA, 2722 nt
Organism: Megalobrama amblycephala (Wuchang bream)
Lineage: Eukaryota; Metazoa; Chordata; Actinopteri; Cypriniformes; Xenocyprididae
Exons: 5
Coding region: 679-2055 (458 amino acids)
Molecular function (GO): GTP binding
Source: RefSeq, a predicted model, not a curated record